AACACUAACAGUGCAAUGAAGAACCCUCUGAUUGAAGCCACUGAUACUUAUCAAGAGACCCUGACGGGGGCGUGGAAAGCAGUGAAACCAGUUCUGCUGAUGGUGACAGUGCAGAUUGCUUUUGCCUGGGCCAGUGUUUUCUACAAACUCGCUCUUAACGAUAACAUGAAGUUCAGUUCUCUUAUC
Sphenostylis stenocarpa is the source of this 186-nucleotide messenger RNA. Lineage: Eukaryota; Viridiplantae; Streptophyta; Magnoliopsida; Fabales; Fabaceae. The record is from the annotation of a GenBank genome assembly.